Molecule: messenger RNA, 3381 nt
Organism: Metarhizium acridum CQMa 102
Lineage: Eukaryota; Fungi; Ascomycota; Sordariomycetes; Hypocreales; Clavicipitaceae
Source: RefSeq, a predicted model, not a curated record
AUGGCAACCGCAGGCAGGGCGCCGGCGUCAAUCGACUCCGUCGUAUAUGCUGACACAGCCUCACAUUCCAGCGGCAACGAUGGGACCGCCACCAACCCGCGCGGUAUUCCCUACGCCCCUUUCGUGGACAGGGUUGAGGACUAUGUCGCUACCCGGGAGGAAGUCGAGCCCACAUUACGGAGCUUCCAGGAGAUGAUUUCGAAGUAUCAGUUUAUGGAAAUGAAUCUGCAGCGCCGAAUGGCAGGUCUGAAAGACAAGAUACCCGAGAUCCAAAAAACAUUAGAUACAGUUAGGUUUUUGAAGCUCCGCAAGGCCAAUGUGAUGCUUUCAUAUACUACAGAUGAAGCCGAGACUCUGUUGAGCUCAAAACUAGCCACGGCGAACACAAGUUUGUCACACUGCGAGGAGGAUUUAGAUUUCUUACGCGAGCAGAUCACCACCAUGGAAGUUGCGACAGCGAGAGUUUAUAAUUGGGAAGUGGUACAAAAGCGUAAAGAUAAGGCAGGGGAAGAGGUCACCAAAGUGAUGCAAUCACGAUGCCGAAAGAUGGGUUAUCGGGUCCAGGCUGACGCGAGUCUGACGGGCACCGGCCCCAAGUUCGGGACGGGCAGGGCAUUUGCAAAGCAAAAUAACCUGCGACAUGCGACAUCUGACGGGCCAAGAUGCCGCACUCGACCUGGCGGCUUAAGCUUGAGGUCCCAUGGUCAACCAAUUGUGCGAAACUCUACGAGAAAAUUACUGGAACACAUGUCAUCUAGCCAGCUGCUUGAGAAAGUACUUGGGAGAAACCCAUAUGCAGACUCCUGGAGGAAAAGAAUCGCCAAGUUUCGAACGAUAAGACUGUCUAUUCUCCUCUUGCAAGAAAUUCUGCGACAGGAAGAGCUCCAGUCGGCCGGUGGAAGCGGAUUGUUGGAGCUUCUUCCGACGCUGGAAGAGAACAGAGCCAUACUAAAACACCCGUCUCUUGCAGGCCAUACCCAAAAGGCUAUCGAGCGAUAUGUGCAUAUUUUGCGAGGACAAGACGAUGAAGAGAGGUGCAAGAGAUAUCUGGAGGACCCUACGUCAAUCCCGCUGUUCAUAUUCCACUUCUUACUCCGCCGAUCUUCCGGUAUUAGCGAUCCAGUCACGUUGCAGCGAAUGAUUGAGUCAUCACACGCCUAUUACGGCAGCAACAGAGCGGAUAACACAAUAUUGGAAAACAACCGUCAAAAUAUUAGAGAUGGGUCAGAAAAGAUGCUGGAUAUUGACCGAGCAAACUUCAACUUAAUUAUGCGACUAUUAGUUCAUCACUGCCGCCGCCUAGAGCCCAGAUUUGUGGUGAAGCUGGCUGAUUCGGCUGCACAAUACAUUCAGAAUAUGCCGAUUUCUGCUGAAGGAGAAAGAAAAGUAUACAUAACACAAUGCGAUAUUUUCAAUGGAUGCUUGCAAAUAUUACGGCCUCUGCCGCAUGUCCAAGUGGCCCAAAGAUCCACACCCAAUGCUUAUUUCUGGGAGGCGCAGAGAAUUCUCCUGUCGAUGUCGGCAGGCCUGUCAAAACCGUUGCUUGUGGAUAGAGGUGGAUUCCGGGCGAUUCGAGAAGUGUUGUCAGGCCAGGCCAAGAACCAUGCAGAAGCAUACAGCGCAGCUAGACAUGCACCGAGCUGGCCUCCCUAUUUGCAGCCAGGCCACGGAAUGGACGAACGUACCGAACCAGAAGACAACUGGAGCCGAGCUGUAAGUGCAGGCAUGCUCAUGCAAGAGGCUGGAUUUGCCAAAGACGAAGUCGACGAUGCUGUCGACAUACUGCAAGGCAUGACACAGGAUGGAACGCCAACCAUUCAACAGAGAGCAAUGGUUUCGAAAAGUCGAAGAAUUGGAGUGUGGGAGGCAUCUAUCCGCGCCACGCGGAAUGCACAAGAAGCAUGGGAUCGGUUCCGCAACCCACCAAAAGAAGGAAUGAAGCCAGGUCUGCAUCAGUAUUCGGCCAUGUUUGAGAAGCUAGUGCUGCGAGAAGUUGAGUCAGACGGCAGCAUAUCGCCCGGUGACAAAGCCUUGAAUUUUUCUACCCAACAUGAGGCCAAUUUGGCCGAAUUUGAAAGAGCACGCUUACGGCCCCCGAGUAUAUCUGAGCUCUAUCAGCAUAUGAGACUCAAUGGAGUUCAGCCUGAUGGCCCCUGUCUUUGUAUUCUCGUCGCCAAUGCUGCUUCUUUGGAGAUAGCUCAUCAGUAUUUACGUGACAGCCCCGAGAAGAGUCGAAUCAUUCGAAAUCUUAUAGCCGAAGAGCCCGAUGCUGGGCCUCUGAGGCUAGUUCGGAUGGGAUUAUUCGCAGCGUAUCUCCAAGUGUGCUUGCGAGUGGAAGGGCGGCGUGCAGGCGAUCAACUUAAACGUGUUAUUCGCCUCGCCGAAUCAAGGUUGAGCCAUGAACAGUCUCGAUGGGCUCCCUUCAUAUGGGGCAGUAUUCUAAAAGAACUGUCGCAACACCACCAUGCUCUGAGGAUCUCGCUACAUCAGCAACUUGAUUUGAUGUUGAGAGUGAUGGAUGCAAUCGAGAAGGUGGACGGAGUCCAGCUGUCGACAUUUACUCAGUUCCACAAAGGCGUUCGAAAGACCGUGCGACAACAGCUGAAUAAUGUAUUCACAAAGGAUGCUGAGAAAAAAGCAUUUACAAAGAGCCCGUUGGCGCAAGCGCUCUUUUAUCAGAUGUGCAUGGCAAGUGUGGAUAAUGUGCACCCUCGUCGAAGUCUGCUGCACCGGGAAGUAGGACAGGAAGAUUCUUCCCUGAUGGCGGGGGCUGAAGUGCUACUCCUGGAAGAAGCCAAGGCGCGAAUAAAGUACAUGUUCUGGACACUCGAGCAGAGGGAGCGCCAUGCCCGAGCAUAUCUCGAUGGGUACCAGAUAGCACCGCUAGAAGCCAUGAAUUCUCGCAGGGACGCGGCCCGAAGUGACCAUGCCCACGACUACAUGCUGACGCUGGGAUAUCUGGGGGAGUUUGAAGAAAUGGGGCGGCUGCUGGAGUGGCUGAUACAACAAUGGGGGCAAUUCGACGUGGUAUCGGCCGUGAAUGAGAUGGAAGAGGCUCCGCCACAUGCAGACUUUUUCGAGACGCUGUGCGUCUUUCGAUUGGUGGCGGAGCCGAUGCUGGGAAAUGACAGAGUGUCAACGCUCCUACAAACGCUGGCGGAGUCCGGGUUGAAUUGGACUUGGCCAGACGACGAGGCUGUGAAAACAUACGCCGAAGUCCACCAUGAUGAAUCCAUUAGCACCUUGAGGCGAGAAGAGAAGAUGAUGGCGAUGAGAAGAGCACCAUGGCAUGGUGAUAUGCGAGCAGUCGACAAGGACGGUUUGGGCGACCAUGAAUACGAGGCGGCUAUUGUGCGCAGGGAUUCAUACGGCAGCCAAUGA